Carcharodon carcharias (great white shark) is the source of this 1492-nucleotide messenger RNA. Its product is annotated as thrombospondin-3-like. The transcript is spliced from 12 exons. The record is from RefSeq and is a predicted model, not a curated record. Gene Ontology annotation, molecular function: calcium ion binding. The annotation marks the transcript as partial. NCBI's taxonomy places the organism in Eukaryota, Metazoa, Chordata, Chondrichthyes, Lamniformes, Lamnidae.
CCAGCCCCAGCCCCAGCUCCCUCUGCCUCUCUGCCUCCUACCCCGGCCGGUCAUGGCUCCGGGCCCCGGACUCUUCACCCUCUUGUAUCUGGCGCUUUGCAGAAUCGGUGCAGCUCGGCAGGAAAUGCAAGCAGUGAUUGAUUUCGGAUCGGUGCACAAUGUGAAACAGGAGGCCACAAUCGUGGAGAAACUGGCCACAGAGAUUCUGACAGUGAACGAAGUCUUUGUCGUGUCGGUGUUCAGGCUGCCACCCAAACAGGGUGGCACUCUGCUGGGUUUCUACGCUAAGAGAGACAACAUGAGAUACCUGGAGGUGACUGUGAUGGGAAGGAUCAACAGAGUCCUUCUCCGCUACCUGAGGGAAGAUGGCAAAACCCAGUCCGUGAACUUACAGAACGCAAACCUGUCGGAUGGGAAACCUCAUUCCAUCAUCCUGAGGAUCAGUGGGCUGCAGUGGGACCUGAUCACUGUGGAACUGUACAUUGACUGCAGACAGGUGGAUUCCAGCGUGGGGCUGCCUGCCUUGGCCAACAUUCCCCCGGGAGAGGCAGAGAUGGUCGAUGUACGCACUGGUCACAGGGCAUAUGCACGGACACAGGGUUCAUUGGAGGAGUUGAAGUUGUUCCUUGGAGGGACAGUGGCCCGAGUUGGUGCAUUGCAGGAGUGUCCAUUCCAGGGUGAUGAUGCGCUAAGGAACGCAGUGAAUGGUGCAAAUUCGGUUCUGGGUGACCAGACAAAAGCACUAAUCAACCAGCUGGCUCUUUUCAAUCAGGUCCUUCGUGACCUGAGAGAAGACAUCCGAGAGCAGGUGAAGGAAAUGUCACUGAUACGGAACACCAUCCUGGAAUGUCAAGUGUGUGGAUUUCAUGACCAUCGCUCCAAGUGUGAUCCCAACCCUUGCUUUGAAGGUGUGGACUGUAUGGAAACCUACGAUUACCCAGGUUACCGUUGUGGAUCUUGUCCUGAAGGCUUUACAGGAAAUGGCUCACACUGCACCGAUAUUGAUGAGUGUAUGUUUGCCAAUCCCUGUUUCUCUGGAUCCAAAUGUCUAAAUGCAGUGCCGGGCUUCCGUUGUGAAUCCUGCCCUUUGGGCUAUCAAGGGACGAUUGUGGCUGGUGUAGGAGUGGAAUAUGCAAUGACCAUGAAGCAGGUUUGCUCAGAUAUCGAUGAAUGUAAUGAUGGGAAUAAUGGUGGCUGCGUAAUAAACUCUCUCUGCACUAAUAUGAUGGGGUCGUUUACCUGUGGUCCAUGCCAGAGCGGAUUUGUUGGGAACCAGACAGUUGGCUGUCUUCACCGGAAGUCCUGCAGCAUUGCCACUAUUAACCCGUGUGAUGUCAAUGCCCACUGCGCUAUCGAGCGCAACGGGGAGGUGUCCUGCAGCUGCAGAGUUGGCUGGGCUGGGAACGGAUACGUGUGUGGGCCGGACACAGAUAUCGAUGGUUAUCCUGACCAUGACCUACCCUGCAUUGACAAUCAUCGCCACUGUAAUAAG